Nerophis lumbriciformis (worm pipefish) is the source of this 2799-nucleotide messenger RNA. Lineage: Eukaryota; Metazoa; Chordata; Actinopteri; Syngnathiformes; Syngnathidae. The record is from RefSeq and is a predicted model, not a curated record.
AUGCAGCAUCCAAGGGCAUGGCGCGCUGUGCUGCUCCUCACCAUCAUGUUUCACGCAGGGCAGUCGGAGAGAUACGGCUGCCUGUUUGAGAGAAAACUGUGCUUCAGGGAUCAGUUUUGCUCCAAUGAUGGGCUCUUUGGUCAGUGUCACAGUUCGAAGCAGGACCGGGUCCAGUACCAAGUGACAGUUCCUGUACUGAAAAGAAUGCAAGAAGUCCUUAAACAGCUCAUGCUACAAGGUCUUUCCUGGCAGGAUGACCUCACCCAGUAUAUUUUAUCUAAGGAACUGAAGAGAGUUCCUCAUGUCACCCAGUCAUCCAAACCAAAUUCUUCUUCAUAUUCUCCGUCCAAACAGCACAUCUCCAAGUCAGGAUCUGCAGCACCUGCCGGCAACUACGUGGACUACGCUGAUCCUGCUCAGUCACCAAUAUCGAUGCAGGCAGCCUACUUCAACCCUUACACAUACCAGCAGCACAGGCACCAAGAUGAAGCAGAAAGCGGACUCAUUGGAGGAGGAGGCUACGCCCGUCCUUCCGUGUGGUCGAAGGCAAAUCAGAGAGAGCGAGAACGGGACAGGCAGCUCCUCCAGCAGGCAUUGUCCACGUAUUUGGCAUCUGCACCAUCUUAUCGCCAUCGUGGGCCAGCAUCCUUGGCUUCUGCAAGCCUGCCUUACUAUGAUGACUUGCAAAUGGAGAUACCAGUAGACUAUGCAGAGGAUUACACCCUGGAGGAGAGACUUGGAUCUACUAACAGGCAACCGCCGCUCCAAAAUAAAUUCUCUCAAGUUGCCAGGACUCCGUCAGGAAACAAUGAUGGCUUGCUUCAGAAAAUGUCAGGGGUCUUACAAAGGUAUGGAGUUGAGCCUAAAGAACUCAGCCAGGAGCAGCUCUAUAAACUAGCCCUCAUACUGCAGCUUUUGCAGGCCCAAGACAAGACACAAGAUCCCGAUGAGAAGGACCUCGUCACUCUAAAGGAGAUGCAACUGUUAAAAACAGACAGCAUGUCAAGGAAACCAGAGAAGCUUGUUUCUGUCCCCAUUGCACCUGAUGCCCCUCAGGCCCCCCUACCAGUGUCAGCUGUAACCAUGCCUACAACAAAGAGCAUAGGGCCCCCUCUGUCUGCCUCUCACACACCAUUGGUUGUUCCUGAAGAAGGGGCAGGUUUGAAGGGGGAGGGAAUUCCACAGGUUGAGGCUGUAGGGGAUAAGGAAGAGUAUGGCUACAUUGUCACCAACCACAGCUCUCUGAGUUUGUAUGAUGGGGUGAAGCUUCUGGAACUACUGGCUGAGAAAAUACAUUUGACAACCAGCAGCUUCAUCAAUCUAAGUGUGGUAGGACCAGCACUGACGUUUCGUAUCCGCCAGAAUGAGCUCAAUAUGACAGCUGCAGAGGUGGCGGCCAAAGCUGUGUCUGAAAAGAACUAUUUGGAGUCCGAGACAAGCCUGAAGAUUUUACAGACUGGUGUGGGAGAGAGGACAAACACGCAGGGUUUCCCUCAAUUAGCCAGGGCUUCGGCUUCCCAGAGCUCCAGUGGGACGGUCAUCACGCUAGUUUCCAUGGCAGUGGUAGGAGGAGUGUUGAUACUGGCUGUGGUCAUCGCUUCCCUCAAGCACUAUGCUCACCAAGUGGCCAAUGGUAAACUUGGUCUCGGGCCGGAGGGAGGGGCCGAAACACACUUCGAUUAUCAGGAGCUAUGUCGACAGCACAUGGCGUCCAAAUCAUCUCUGUGCCGCCAGGACUGCGUGGGUGCAGCAGGGGGUGGUGUAGCAGGUUCUGCCACAAGUGCCAGUGGGCGACGGGGAACGGACACAUCACGCGUGAGCAGCGUUUCCUCCCAAUUCAGCGAUGGCCCACAGCACAGCCCUUCCUCCACCCAUAGCUCUACUCCAUCCUGGAGUGAGGAGCCUGCCCAGUCAAAUAUGGACAUCUCCACGGGUCACCUUAUUCUGGCCUAUAUGGAGGACCACCUUCGUAACAAGGACCGCCUGCAGAAGGAGUGGGAAGCGCUGUGCUCCUACCAAGCUGACCCCUGUUCAGUGGCUGCAGCUCAAACUCCCAGCAAUAUGGCCAAAAACAGACAAGCUGAAUCGCUUCCAUAUGAUCACUCACGUGUGAAGCUGAAAAGGGAGCUGAACCACAGAAAACAGGAUUACAUAAAUGCCAGUUUUAUUUUUGAUCACGACCCUCGCCAGCCAGCGUAUAUCGCCACUCAGGGACCUCUGCCUCAAACCGUGGCAGAUUUUUGGCAGAUGGUUUGGGAGAACGGCUGCACGGUGAUUGUGAUGAUGUCUGCUCUGGCGGAAGAUGGACAGAAACAGAGUGAGAGAUACUGGCCUGAUGAGGGUUCAUCCCUCUACCACAUCUAUGAAGUGAACCUGGUGUCAGAGCAUAUCUGGUGCAAGGACUUCCUGGUGCGUAGCUUCUACCUGAAGAAUGUCCAAACACAAGAGACAAGAACCCUAACGCAGUUUCAUCUACUGAGCUGGCCAGCUGAUGGGAUCCCCACCUCUACACGGCCCUUGCUUGACUUCCGCAGGAAGGUGAAUAAAUGCUACAGAGGUCGCUCCUGUCCAAUUAUUGUUCACUGCAGUGAUGGGACUGGCAGGACCGGAACAUACAUCCUCAUUGACAUGGUGCUGAACCGCAUGGCCAAAGGAGUCAAGGAAAUUGACAUUGCUGCGACACUGGAACACAUCAGAGAUCAGAGACCUGGCUUAGUCAGCACCAAGGAUCAGUUUGAAUUUGCACUGACAGCUGUUGCUGAGGAGGUGAAUGCCAUCUUGAAAGCCUUGCCACAGUAA